Oryza brachyantha (malo sina) is the source of this 1674-nucleotide messenger RNA. RefSeq names its product two-component response regulator ORR33-like. Gene Ontology annotation, biological process: regulation of DNA-templated transcription. The transcript is spliced from 5 exons. Gene Ontology annotation, cellular component: nucleus. Lineage: Eukaryota; Viridiplantae; Streptophyta; Magnoliopsida; Poales; Poaceae. Gene Ontology annotation, molecular function: DNA-binding transcription factor activity; DNA binding. The record is from RefSeq and is a predicted model, not a curated record. The coding region runs from base 10 to 1293 and encodes 427 amino acids.
UGCCUGGAGAUGGAGGAAGAAACUAUGCUCAACUUCUUCCCUGGUGGCCUGCGGGUCAUGAUUGUUGACCGUGACAUGAAGGCAGCGAGGAUCGCAACGGCGAAGCUGUCAGGCCUCAACUACCCAGUGGUGGCAACACAUUUCACCCCAAGGGCCGGUUUGCGAGCCCUCCAUGGCAACAAGAUGGUGGGCGUCCAAGCUGUCAUUUGCGACGUGCACACGCUGGUUUCCUCCCGUUUCGACUUCCGCCUGUUCGUUGAGACUAAGUUCCACAUCCCUGUCAUUUACCUUCUUUCGAUGGAUAACAUGGUCGCCGAUGAGGACAAAGCGUUCCGUAACAACCUUCUGGAGACGGCAACCUAUAUCAUCAAGAAGCCACUAGACAGCUUGAGCUCCAACGUGAUGGCCCAGCUGUGGAAGGUGGUGGCAUGGCGCAACUACUCUCUGAAGUUGACAAACAUGGUUCCACCCAUUGACGAGGCAACUCAUGCUGGUGUUGUUGGAGGUGAUGAUGACGACAUUAGUAUCAUCGAGAAGUCGCAGGUCCUCUUGAAGGCGAUGAUGGCUGGUGGUAGCCGCAAGAGGCAGUUGACCAUCAACCUCGACGACAGCAAUCGUGGCAGUGGCAGCGGUGAAGGAGAUGAUUCUUCUAAACCCCAGAAACACCGGGUUACAUGGACACCGUGCCUCGAGCGCAAGUUUGAGCGUGCGGUGCAACAUAUCGGCGUGGGUGCGAAGCCAAGAAAGAUACUGGAGCACAUGAACGUGGAAGGGCUGAUGAGGCAUCAUAUUUCCAGCCACUUGCAGAAAUACCGCGCGAGGAAACAUAAGAAGGACCUAGACGAGCGCCCUCCGACGACCCUCCGUGUCCCGGACUCCCUGUUCUUGAAGGCAAUCCUUCCGACGCUCAAUGCCUCGCCGCGCAACCCUCUUACCCUGAUCGGCAACGCGGCGAUCUCCUUCAACAACAACGUCGUGCCGGCAGCCGUGCAGGCGCCGGCGAUGGGGCAGAAGCUGUACCUCGGGCCCUUUUCCUACCAAGGUCUUCCGCCACCUUCCACGCAGCAGAACCACAUCGGAGCUGCUGGUGCGGGUGGCUCUCUCAUGGCGCCACCGGUGGAGCCGACGUUCAGUCUGACUGAGCCCAUCAUGGCGAGUCUGGCGACCCAUGGCGAGGACGCCGGCACCGACGGCGCCGUUGUCACAUCGGAGGAGAAAGUGGCGGAGGUAGUGGUGGAGGCAGAGCCGUUCAUGGUGCCCGAUCAAGUUUCUGCUCCGUUUGCUGCUGAAUAAGACACCGUGUCGUUCUCUCUGGCAUCUCUCAUGGGCCAGCUAGACGAUGAUGACAUGAUGCUGCCUAUGGAAGAGGGCGGUGUGGCUGACGCCAACGCUACUGGUGACGGCGUUGCAGCUGGUGGCUCACCGAGUGGAGAGGAAGGCAGCUGGACCUGGACCUGGACAACAUCCUCAUGAACAACGAGAAUGAAUUUGCCUUCCUGGAGGAGGAGACCAGGAGCGAGUAGUUAAUUAGUAAUCAGCCAUGGCUAAUAAAUUACCUCUAGUUAAGGUAGAGAAGAUUAGAGAGUGGGGAUGUGUGAACUCUCUGUGAUAAACCAACUUUUAAUCGUGUUGCAAGUACUCCAAACAUGCGUGGUUUUUCCUUCAUUAAUUAAU